Molecule: messenger RNA, 486 nt
Organism: Dendroctonus ponderosae (mountain pine beetle)
Lineage: Eukaryota; Metazoa; Arthropoda; Insecta; Coleoptera; Curculionidae
Product: endocuticle structural glycoprotein SgAbd-4
Exons: 1
Coding region: 50-451 (133 amino acids)
Cellular component (GO): chitin-based extracellular matrix
Molecular function (GO): structural constituent of chitin-based larval cuticle
Source: RefSeq, a predicted model, not a curated record
UGCAGUACAACCAAGGGGUAUUCAGUACACAUUUGGUAGUGCGAAAAAAAUGUUUACCAAAUUAGCUCUCCUCUCUGCUGUGGUGGCGGUGGCUUUAAGCGCCCCUGCUGGGCCUGUGGAACCCGUCCCCAUUCUGAAGCAGACUUCCGACAUUCAGCCCGAUGGAAGCUUUCAGUGGAACUACGAAAGUGGCGAUGGAACCAAACAGGAACAAGUCGGUUCUGUUAAGGCUGGACCCACACCUGAUGAAUCCAUUGCUUCAGUUCAAGGAUCCGCCUCCUGGGUUGAUCCUGAGGGAAACCCUCACGAGGUGACCUACGUGGCAGAUGAGAACGGGUUCCAGGCUCAAAGUGCCGACAUCCCAGUUCCUCCAGAAAUUCCCGCUCAGAUUGCCAGGGCUUUGGCAUGGAUUGCUGCCCAACCUCAAACAGAACCUCCGAAGUCUUCCUAAUGUGCAUCAAUAAAAAAUUAAAUAGUUUUACUGGA